Molecule: messenger RNA, 2689 nt
Organism: Panicum virgatum (switchgrass)
Lineage: Eukaryota; Viridiplantae; Streptophyta; Magnoliopsida; Poales; Poaceae
Product: beta-galactosidase 8-like
Exons: 19
Coding region: 378-2390 (670 amino acids)
Biological process (GO): carbohydrate metabolic process
Cellular component (GO): vacuole
Molecular function (GO): beta-galactosidase activity
Source: RefSeq, a predicted model, not a curated record
GACCAACCGCCGCCGCGCUGCUGGCUGCCACUACUCCGAAAAGCAUAUCACUACACGACCCGUUUCGUCUCCGGAAUCCGCUGUCGAGCCGAGCCCCUGCCCGCACCAAGGACCGCUGCCCACACCACCGCACCACAACCACAAUUCCCCGCCGCUGCCCAGCUCGGCAACUCGCCUCUCCUCCCGCCACCGGCCCCGCGCUCGGGCCCGUGCUCGCGGCGGUCUCGAUCAGCAGGGCGUCCUGGUCACGGCGUUCCCCGGCGCUUUGGGAUUGCGCGUGGCUCGUAAGGCACGCUUCCCGCGGUACAAGUGCGACCCAAAGGCGCUGGGCAGAGAGGAGCCCUGCAGGCUGCAGCGGCAGCACAACGAGUUCAGGGAUGGCCUCUGAUGGAGCCUUCCACAACCUUCUUCUCCUGGCGGUCCUCCUCUGCCUCGCGCUCACCUCGUCGGUCGGUGGCGAGGCGUCGAGAAGAUUCUGGAUCGAGAAUGAUACCUUCAUGAAGGAUGGGGCGCCGUUCCAGAUCGUCGGCGGCGACGUCCACUACUUCCGCAUUGUUCCUGAGUACUGGAAGGAUCGACUUUUAAGAGCAAAGGCACUAGGCUUGAACACAAUUCAAACAUAUGUACCUUGGAAUCUGCAUGAGCCACAACCACAGAGUUGGAAAUUCAAUGGGUUUGCAGAUCUUGAAUCAUAUCUGAGACUUGCACAAAAAUUAGGAAUGCUGGUCAUGCUUCGUGUAGGUCCAUACAUUUGUGGAGAAUGGGACUUAGGAGGUUUUCCACCUUGGUUGCUCACCAUAGAACCUGCUCUUAAACUGCGAUCAUCUGAUUCGACAUAUCUCUCCUUGGUGGGGAGAUGGUGGGGAGUACUACUUCCAAAAGUAGCACCAUUAUUGUACAGAAAUGGAGGUCCAGUUAUUAUGGUUCAGAUUGAAAAUGAAUUUGGUUCAUUUGGAGAUGACAAGAAUUACCUUCAUUACCUUGUUCAACUGGCUAGAAGAUAUCUUGGAGAUGACAUUGUUCUUUAUACAACUGAUGGGGGCGCCAUGGGCAAUUUAAAGAACGGAUCAAUUUCUCAAGAUGAUGUUUUUGCUGCUGUUGAUUUUGAAACCGGAUCCAAUCCAUGGCCCAUAUUCAGAUUACAGAAGAAAUACAACUUACCAGGAAAAUCAGCCCCUCUAACUUCGGAAUUUUAUACUGGGUGGCUAACACACUGGGGUGAAAGUAUGGCAACAACAGAUGCCACUAGUACAGCUAAAGCCCUUAAAACAAUUUUGUGCCGCAAUGGUUCUGCUGUACUUUAUAUGGCUCAUGGUGGGACCAAUUUUGGAUUUUAUAGUGGUGCAAAUACUGGCCAAGAUGAAUAUGAUUACAAGCCAGACCUUACUUCUUAUGACUAUGAUGCACCAAUUAAGGAGCAUGGAGAUGUGCAUAAUUUAAAAUACAAAGCACUGAGAAGCGUAAUACAUGAAUGUAUCGGGACUCCUCUCCAUCCACUUCCUUCUGACAUUGAAAAGGCAAAUUACGGGCUUGUGAAAUUACAGAAGGUUGCGUCUUUGUUUGACAUCAUUGAUAACAUCAGUGAUCCUUUGAAAGGUGUUGUUUCAGAGCAUCCCCUGUAUAUGGAACAAAUAGGCCAGAUGUUUGGGUUUCUAUUGUACAUAUCAGAAUACCAAGGGAAACUCCCAUCAAGCAUCCUAUCAAUCCCAAAGGUACAUGACAGAGCUCAAGUGUUCCUGUCUUGCUCAACUGACAGUGUCAGAAACCCAAGAUAUGCUGGUGCAAUUGAAAGAUGGUCUAGUAAAACACUAGAAAUACCAAAUUUAGGAUGUCCAGCUAAUACAAGCCUGUAUAUCCUGGUAGAAAAUAUGGGUCGUAUAAAUUAUGGGCCAUAUAUUUUUGACCGAAAAGGAAUACUAUCUCCUAUUCAAAUAGAUGGUGUUACUCUCUGUCACUGGAAAAUGUAUCCACUUACAUUCAAUUCACUGGACAACCUUCCAAAAAUCCAACUAGUCACUCAAAUGCCUGAUGUUAGAGCUAGUAAAGUGUCCAUUAUUCAUGGUCACUCAGAAAAGAAAUUCCAGGAAUCGUCGUUCUAUUUGAAUGAACCUGAAUUUUAUGAAGGCCAUUUCCAUAUUGACUCUGAGAGUGAGAUAAAGGAUACAUUUAUAUCAUUUCGUGGUUGGAACAAGGGUGUUGUUUUUGUGAACAACUUCAACAUUGGAAGAUUUUGGCCGGCACGUGGACCACAGUGUGCCCUUUAUGUUCCCGGGCCAAUCCUCAGACCUGGAGACAACGUCAUUGUAAUCUUUGAACUGCACGGUCCAAAUCCUGAGCUCACCGUCAACUUAGUAACAGAUCCAGAUUUCACAUGCGGUCCAAAACAGUAACAAUGGUAGCACGUGGUGUGCAGAGCACGGUGCAGCGGAUUUGGUCUCCUUCCUCUCGCUUCUCACCUCGACGUUAGUGCUUGUGUGCUGCCAUCCAAAAGAUGCAAGGUUCCCCUUCGCUUUGCGCCACUCAUAGCAUCUUCACGCCAUGAUUAGCAGAGCAGGGCUCAUUCUCUAGAUCCCUCGUCGUAUAUGUUGAUCCACGGUACAUCCAUCGCUCGCUGUACUGAACAUUGUAUUCUCAGAUCUGGGAGUCACCAUUUUAGCAGAGAUGAAUCUACGUGAUCACCAUUUCAGCA